Podarcis muralis (Common wall lizard) is the source of this 1293-nucleotide messenger RNA. The record is from RefSeq and is a predicted model, not a curated record. NCBI's taxonomy places the organism in Eukaryota, Metazoa, Chordata, Lepidosauria, Squamata, Lacertidae.
AUUCAGCUUGCCAGUUUAUCCACCAUAUCAUCCCCCAAGUGAUUCAUGAACAUAAAAAUAGGAGCACCAAAAUACUUAAGCAGUGGUAAUCCGAACUGAACUCACAUAACAAAACAGAGAUCAAAAAAUUAAGCAAGUUGAGCCUUUAAUCAAGAAAGCAUUUGGAUUAUCCAUUGUGAUAAAAUACAUUUUUUGCAAUGCGGACUCCUUUGCUAAGCAGCCCUGAUACGCUACAAGUCAACAUUCUUAACUGUGACGUAGAAGAGAGAAAUGUUGCCAAGAAGGAAAGUUUCUCUAUGCUUUGGGAGGAUCUGACUAUGGAAAUAAGGCGGCAAGAGAGGACAACGUUGCUGGAAUGGAAUAGCUUCCGCCAUGAGACGUAUGAAAAACAACACCAGGACACCAUUCUUGUGCAGAGAUCUCCCAGCUUGAAGAUACAGAUGGGCAGACUGGGAGAAAAGAUGAAAGUGUACCGCCUUCCGUACAAGAACGUGCUUCCUGUACCUUUGUUUAAACCAAGCAAAUUACCAAGCAAACAUAAUUAUGCAUCUGAAGGAUGUCAAACCAGAAAUGUCCCUGCUUCUGAAAAAGAGGCAAUCAGGCAAAUGGCAAAAGGUCCUCAGUCCACCAAACCAGGUUUCCAGGUUUCCAGCCUUCUACCCCAACAAAAUAUCUGGUGCCCAUCAAUGCAUUAAUUGCUUUUGUAGCAUCCUAGCUGGGGUUUUCAAAUUACUUUCUAGCUUGUGGCUUUAAAAACAUUACAUAGUGCUAGGACUGCCACACUCAAGCUCAGUGUUAGAACCCAGUUACCUUUAAGAGUUCCUUCUACAGGGGUCCUGAUCUAGCCCUGACCUAGUCAUGGGUGACCCAAUGAGAAUGUGGACCCUGAGGGCAUCAAAACCAAUCCAAACAAUUCAAUGGGGACUGUAUGAACAUCAUGAUACAGAUUUGUUCCAUGUGUCGAAGGAUGUGUUCAUGUUUGGUCCUCCUUUGCUGGAUCAGGCAAAUAAGCAUUAGAAGUAGUGUUAUGCAUAGAUCCUGAAAUAAAAUGGGGAUCCAAAUGUUAGGGCGAGGAGGAAGUUUGCAUCUAGCGACUAAAGUGGUUCACAUGGCAAUCCAGCUCCAUGCUUUGCCUGAUGCAUUUGAGGAAAAUGUUUGGCUGGUGCUCUGCACCUGCUGGUUCCUUCAACACUCUUCACAUCUCUGGGUGCUUUUGGAAAGUGGCGUGCCUAUCGGAGAAAACACAGCACUGUGUGCAUUAUCCCCGAAGGGUUUUCUACCAAAAAAAAAAAA